Messenger RNA from Octopus sinensis (East Asian common octopus), 877 nucleotides. RefSeq names its product ras-related protein Rab-21-like. NCBI's taxonomy places the organism in Eukaryota, Metazoa, Mollusca, Cephalopoda, Octopoda, Octopodidae. The record is from RefSeq and is a predicted model, not a curated record. Gene Ontology annotation, biological process: Rab protein signal transduction. Gene Ontology annotation, molecular function: GTPase activity; GTP binding.
GAUAUUUCACUAUUACAUACACGCACCCACACAACAUACAAAUAAUAUAUCUACGUAUUCCUAAGGCGUACAGUUCUCCCAUUGAGGAGGCACCAUGGCCAACAGUGGCCUUGUUGGAGGCCAUGGAAGUGCGUCUCAUAACUAUUCUUUCAAGAUUGUGUUGUUAGGCGAGGGUUGUGUGGGCAAAACCUCUUUGAUUCUUCGUUACGUUGAGAACAAAUUUAACGACAAACACUUCUCGACAUUACAGGCUUCUUGUCUAAAUAAAAAAAUCAACAUUGGUGGCUAACGAGUGAAUUUAUCUCUUUGGGACACUGCUGGUCAAGAGAGAUUCCAUGUUCUAGGACCCAUAUAUUACAGAGACAGCAAUGGCGCUAUAUUGGUAUACGAUAUCACUGACAUAGACUCGUUCCAAAAGGUUAAAAACUGGGAAGAACUUCGCAAAAUGCUAGGGAAUGACAUCUGUUUGUAUAUUGCCGGUAAUAAAAUAGACUUAGAAAAAGAACGGCAUGUGUCUGUGUCCGAUGCAGGAAGUUAUGCAGAGUCUGUGGGUGCCAAACAUUUCCAUACUUCUGCCAAGCUGAACAAAGGAACUGAAGAACUCUUUUUAGACCUCAGCAAAUGUAUGAUUGAAAAAGCUGACAGUAAUUGUCAAAACAAAAGAGGAACAAACAACAGGAAGACGUGAUGGUCGCGGAAGAUGAGAGCGGCAGAGCGGAAGUCGAGUGGCUGCUGUUAAAAAUAAAAGAACAAAAAAAAACAAAAAAGGAAAAAAGAAACAAAAAAAAGUGUAUGUGGAGGUGUGUCCUGAGUUAUGUUGCUGCUACUGCUGUUGUCUUCCCUGUUCUUUCAGGGGGGGGGUGAAGAAAUAAAAAAA